Messenger RNA from Emericellopsis atlantica, 764 nucleotides. RefSeq names its product ETC complex I subunit conserved region-domain-containing protein. The transcript has 3 exons. NCBI's taxonomy places the organism in Eukaryota, Fungi, Ascomycota, Sordariomycetes, Hypocreales, Bionectriaceae. The record is from RefSeq and is a predicted model, not a curated record. The coding region runs from base 87 to 686 and encodes 199 amino acids. Gene Ontology annotation, biological process: electron transport chain.
CACAAUCCACGACGACCAACCUCAAUUCCAUCAUUCUUGCCGGAGCUCGAUACAGCGACGACGACGAUCACAAACACCCAAUUACAAUGGCCUCGCUUCGAACCACGCAGAGCGCAGCGCGCCUAAUGCGCUCGCCCCGUGUCGCUUUCGCGACUGCUCCUCGACGAUUCCAGAGCGGCGCCUCCACCUCCGCCACGCCUCCUGUACCGACCGGACCUGUCGACUCGAACCAGCCAGACUACAGCAUUGCUCCCGAUAAGGCGACUUCGACAUUCACCCCCGUACCAAAGAAGGUCCAGGAUGGCAGCGAGGAAGAGAUUCUUCCUGCGGCUGUCUUGUCCGGUGCACCUCUGGAACUCCAGGCCCGUACUGUUCGCAUCUACAAGGAGGCCAAGCCUGCUACUCAAUCGGGAAACUGGCGUGGUGAACACUGGCGAAUGGACUGGGACAUCCUUCCAAAGGGCCACCGCUGGGAGAAUCCUCUCAUGGGCUGGCAAUCAUCCGGCGACGUGAUGCAGGGCACCAACAUCCACUUCCACAGCAAGGACGAUGCCAUCAUGUUCGCAGAGAAGCAGGGAUACGAGUAUUUCGUGCAAGAGCCGAACUCCCGGAAGAUCACGCCAAAGGCAUACGCCAACAACUUCCUUUACUCUGCGAGGAAGCUCAAGCAUAUUCGAACAAAGUGAUUGAGGGGAAUCAAUUCAAGGGCAAAUGUACAUAUACCAUGAAGAAGGCAAUUGCAAUUCCACGUGUUGAGGAUACAA